AUGGAAAAGAUAAAAGAAUUGGUUGAUGUCAGGUUUGAGAUUAUUAAAUAAUACAAAAAAGAGAUUGCUUAACUCUAAAAUGAGAAUUAUAAUCUUACAGACAAUUCUAAUAUUUAGAGGAAAAUCCUUAAAUUUAUCAUCAAUGCAAAGAAGGAAGAGAAACAGAGAAUCAGCAAUGAGAAUAAGCUUUUUGAAAUAUUUUUUAGCGAGAGAUCUAAUUCAUUGUAGAGUAUUUAGCAAUUCUAUUCUAUCAGUCUACAAAUAAUGAAUUGUUUGUUUCAAAAUUUCGAGCUUGAAUAGGAAAUGGUGUUUUGUAAAGAACCAUAGUAUCGUAAUGUUGCAUCUCUUUACAUUGAGUUUUUUCAACAAACUAACUUUUUAUAGAGGGCUGACGAAAUCAAAAUGAUUAUCAAAAAUGAGCUAUAUGAGAGAGUUCCUUUUUUUUGCUUGCUAUUAAAGUGGCUGGUCGAAAUGGCAAGAGCUCAAUUUGGGGAUUUCAUAAAAGAAAAUUCAGAUAUUUAUUUAAAAUAGCUUACAUCGAAUCGCAAUAAAGGAUCUUAGAAAGAAAUUAUUACUAUUACCUCAAAUUAAGAUUAAGACAUUAUUAAAUAACUACCUUACAAAUACAAUAACUCGACCUUUUAAAUAAGUGAAACCCUCCAAACAGACAAUCGCAAAAGUAUAAAAUCAAAGAGAUCAUCAAUGAGCUCUUUAGAUAGUAAAUAGAUUGAUUUAAUUAAUGCCUGUGGUAAUUGUGUUAAUGCAAGCAAUCCUCCUAAUAAAUUAUAGGAUAAAAAUCAGGCUACUUUGAGGAACAGUAUGUAAAGUAUAUAGAAAAUAAAUUCUCAAACUUAACUGCAAGUGCUUUCAAAUGGUUUUAGCAUAUAAACAUCUAGCUAAAAUCUAAACUGCUAACAAACUAGUAUUGCCCCUCAAGGCAUUCAUAAUUCUACAAAGAACAGCAACUAAAGUUAAACAUAAUAAGGAUUAACAAUUAGUACUUAAAAUAAUAAUUUAGAUAAAAAGAAGUAAUCUCCUAUGAAAAGAUAAUAUAAUAUCAUUAGUAAUAUUAAUGACAUUAUGGAUUUAGAAGUGAAUAAUUUUAGUAUAGAGAUGAUUAUGUUUCUUAUGAAAAAGCUAACUUAACCUGAUGGGAGCAUUAAUGAUUAGGGCAAGUAAUAAAUGGUUAACUUUAUGAUUAGCAAGAACUUGGAAGUUAAAGCUACAAUUGAGAAUUACUACUCCAAAUACAUUGAGAAAUUUCCUUAAAAAAUUAAAUAGCAAAUACAGUAAAUACAAUAAAAAGUUUUAGAUAAAAUAUAAAAAAGGAAAAGAAUUCAAGUUGUAAGUUGCUACAAUUAAACUAAUAAUUUAGCAGAUUAAAGUAAUACUUCUUAUAAUUAAAAUGGCCUUUCGGAUUUUAGAAGGAAUUCAUAAACUAAUAAGAAUGAAGUCAAUCAAUCCAGGCCUUAUUCUUCAUAAGGUAUUUACUCAAGUAGUGUUAAUCAAUCGUUAAAUUAGAGUCAAAUCAAAAUGGAAAAGAAACAAAACUUAAAUAAUUCUUUAGAUAUACAAGUCAAUUUAUAGGAAGGAACUAUGUUUUAAUUUGAUUAAUAGGAAGGUUAAUAAAAGAGACCCGUAUCAUAGCAAAAAAGCGACAAUGUAAAUAGGAUAAUAAUAGAAACAAAAGUAAAGCAUCUUUCUCUAGAAUAGAACUUAAACUCUCAAAAUAAUCAAAAUAAUAAGUAAAUUUAUAAUUAAGCGAGAUACUAAUAGAACAAACUACCAUACAGUGGGUCUCUCUUUUCUUCUGAAAAUAUAUCACAAGAAAAGUAGGUUUAAAAUUUAACUAAAUUGAGCCAAGACUAAUUUGUUUAAAGAAUGAGAUCGACUCAUAAAAUAUAUUACCUUUAAAAAAGAAAUAAUCAAAACAAUUAAACUAAUUCUACAAAUAAUUCUACUUCAGCCAGUUAAAAUUCACAUGGAUUAUAAGAAACAAAUAAUUUACCUCUACAAAAGGUUUCACUAUCAAAACAGAACUAAUAAAUCCCACCAAUAAAAGUAGCUUCUAUUGAUGGAAACGAAGCAGCUUAUUCGACUUUAGUUUUACCAACAUAAGGUAAUGAGUCACAAAAAAAUUUAGACCCACUCUAGAAUAAUUUAGAUAAAAUCGAAACAAUAGACUAUUCCUCAGUUAUGUUCACAGCUCAAUCUUCCAACAGAAACAAGCCUCAAUAUCCUUUAGUUAUUCCAAAUCCACAAUACUAAUAUUUUUAUAAUUCAAACUAAAAGCAAACCUCCACAUUAUCAAUAAUGGAAUAGGGAACUCGCCCUAAAACAGCUUCAUUUACUGAAAAUAGUAACAGGACAUAUGGGUUAAAGACUAAAAUAAAUGUUUAAUAUUUGCAAAGUAGUAAAAGACAAAGAAGUAGAUCCAUAAAUCAGCAACUUAAUCCAGGCAAAAAGCAGCUACUAUCUAAUUGGGUUUAACCAAUUAAUAAUCCAACAUAACUAAACUAAAUUAGCUAAGUACCUAAUGGAGACACCAUAAAAAAAAUUGCAGAUAUAAGUUACUAAGCAAGUCUUAACAACUCAACCCACUUUUAUGGAGGUAAAGAUAUGAAAGGAACAGGGAACAUUUAAAUUAUUUCUUGUUAAUAAAAUCCUUAAUUUGGGUCAAAUACAUUGCCUAUAUAAAAUUAAAAUUAUCAAAACAAUACUUUAUAAUAAUUUAGAGUAUCUUCAGCUAAGAAAUCUUAGAAUAGCCCAUUUUAUGCUGAAAUAUAGAAUAAUACAAACAUUAAAGAGAAAUUUUACUAAAUUUCCAGAGAGAAAAGAAGGUUAUCUCAAACAAAUUAUCAGCAAAAUUCCCUCAUAAAUUCAUAAAAAUUAGAAAAUCCUAUUUAAUACUUUAGUGUGCCAUAAUCUAAUUUACAGCAAAAUCAUUAAAAAUAAGUUUAAUAAAUUAAUAACUAAAAUUGUAUCUCAAAUAUGGGUACUCGUGCAAGGCACUCUCUAAGUGUUAAUGAUAGCUUGAAUUAAAAUUAAAAUUGUGGAAAAACAAUCCCCUAAUAAAACAAUUUCAAUAGUAUAAGUCACAGACCAUAAUAUUCUUCUAAUAUAGCCAAUUAAGAUAUUUCAGUUAAUUUUAUUUAGCAAUCUACAAUUUAAUUUAAGAAAAUAUAACAAGAUCUUGCUAACUAACCUUUAUUAAGCAGGAUAAAGGGGAAUUCUAAAAAGAAAUGA
Messenger RNA from Tetrahymena thermophila SB210, 3246 nucleotides. RefSeq lists its product as hypothetical. The transcript is spliced from 5 exons. Lineage: Eukaryota; Ciliophora; Oligohymenophorea; Hymenostomatida; Tetrahymenidae. The record is from RefSeq and is a predicted model, not a curated record.